Aspergillus homomorphus CBS 101889 is the source of this 3401-nucleotide messenger RNA. RefSeq lists its product as uncharacterized. The transcript is spliced from 5 exons. Bases 261 to 3284 code for a protein of 1007 amino acids. The record is from RefSeq and is a predicted model, not a curated record. Lineage: Eukaryota; Fungi; Ascomycota; Eurotiomycetes; Eurotiales; Aspergillaceae.
CUCGGCGCUCCUCACUUUCCUUCUCCCACACGCACUCUCCCACAUCUCUGUUUUUUUUUUUUACCUUUCACCAAACCUGAUCGGACGCCCUGCCUCUCUUGCGCCUGGCCCUCGAUGGUCUGGUCUCCGCCUCUGUUCGUCCAUCCUAGUCCUCAGUAACGCCUUUAUCUCCAACGUCAGCCGUCUGCGAAUUUGUUCCCUUCGAGUUCGACUGGACUUGCUCGCUCUUAUGUCCGAGGCUUGCCAUCCCUGUUUCCUCCAUGUCACAUCCACUGGUGGCAGCCGUGUGGGAACAGCUAGGGCGCCGUGAUCUAGCAAAUAUCCUUCGUGAAAUAAUAGGCGAGCAUGUGCUGGAGAUCGCCGUAUCCCAACCGGACGGCCAGUCUGCAUCCAUUGAGCCACUGGCCCGCUCUGUUUUCUGGAUCAAGACCAUAUUUGAUGCGCAGCGAACCUACCUUCAAGGAUUGACGAAUGUCCACGAAUGCCACCCCUACUUUCUACCUUACCUACUGCCAUCGGAUACAGUCUUUUCGACGUUGAUGUACUUACUGAAGGUGAAGCUGGAACUUUUCCCUUGUCACAGAUCGACCGAUCCAGAACUCGCCGGCUACCGGCAUCUGAUUGCACAUACUUUACUCGCUGGAAUUCGGGUCCUACUGCUGCGCGGAGAGCCCAUUCAAACUGAUAAGAAGUUCCGGUUCGAGAAGGCGAUGCGAGCCGCAUGGCGGCACUCGGACCUGUCAAACGUUGAACGCUUCCUUAUUAGUGACCUUCUCCCCAAAGCAAUCGACUUUAUCGGCUCAACGGAGCUGACAGCCACUCAAACUCUCACAAUCAAUCGUGGGAAAGCCUAUCUGCCGUCGUUCGCUGCAGGGCUGUAUCCAGUUUCGGGUGCUCCAGAAACCCUUAUCACCGAUCUCUUGACAGGUUUGAUGAAAAGUAAUGCCGACCAAUUGGUAUCCUUCAACCUCCUCCUUGAUAUACUUUGGGCAGUAGACUCCGCCCUCAUUCAGUGCCACAUAGAUCGCCGUCGUAUUUCGCAAGAGCAGGGAUAUACAAGCUCCGCAGCGCUGAAGGUAGACGAGGCCUUCACGCAAGCCCAGGAGGUUAAAAAGAAGUUGACUCGGACGGUCCUGGCGGCAUACGAUGAUGAAUUCAAUACGGCACCGCUUCAGAUAUUUGCUACCACCAUCCUAAGCCAGACAGCCGAUGAGUCCCCUCCGUUACAGACGCGAAGAAUUCGAGACACUUGGUCGCAACUUGGUCGCAUUCGAGAGUCAUGGGAGCGGGCCUUGGGCCAGUUUGUACGUUGGCUCAUCAAUCGGCGGGUGCAGAUGUGGGAUUGUAAUGGUGAACUGGAGGCGUUUUCGCACGAUUACCAACAGCAUUUGACUCAAUGGUUGCAAAACUCAUCGCCCGCCGAUUUCGAUCCGUCCGCACCGAUCAAAAAGGGCCGGUCCAGCACAGCAGUUUACGUUGUGAACUGUCCUGCGGUGCAUCCUGUGCCGGGUGCAAUGUUGGAAGAACAGUUGAGGAACCAUGAUCGGAAGGCUUAUGAGCAAUUUCAAGGAAGUCCCGAAUUUCUAGCAAUGGAUAUCACGUGCCCUCUCUGUCCGGGCAAAGCACGCGUCCAACAUGCUCGUAUGAUAGAACCUCUCGAGCAAGUUUCCGACGGCCUACACCUUUUCUCAGAUUCGGACGGUGAAGGACAGCCGUCCCUACCGGACUCUGCAUCUCGAGCGACGACUUCUUGUUCAAGCUCGCUCAGCCACUCUACAAGUCACUCCUCCCGCCUCGACUCGGUAGAAAUAGUCAAAAGUCCGACAUCACCAACUCCUCCUGCGGCGUCCGCCUCGAAAGCGAAUGGCAAAACUCCCAGUGUUACGGCAUCAGAAAUCUUUAACCCGGUUCUCUCGCGAAGUCGAACAGAUCAGUCAUUUGACAAGCAAGCAAUCAAGACUCUGUCACGCGAUCUCAAGAAUGUGAAGAUACCUUUUUCCAGCGGAACGUCUCUUUUUCGGAGAAACUCCUCGAAAGGGCAGCAGUUGCCUCGUCAGCCUCGGUUUUGUUUCUCGGCCACUGGGAGUUGUCUGCUCUUCUGGGGUGCGGGCAGCAACUGGGUUAUGCGAUUCGAACUAGGUCAGGGUGAAGGUAAAAAGCCAAAAAGUCACAAAUAUGACAUUCCGGGCGUACAACAAGCUGCAGCGGGAGAUCAACGAUGUGCUGUCAUCGCCUCAGUAGGACAACGUUACGAGCUUCUUGUGUUUGAGAAUGACAGUGACAUUCCGGAGGCAUACUUGACAAUCGAAACUGAUCACCAAUCGAUACCAAUCACAUGUAUGGUCAUGUCACGCAACGAUCGAUAUGUAGCAUUCACACUUAAAGACCAAGUUCGUGUCUAUGAGAUCUGCACCAGGACUAUCCAGAGAGUUUCUCUCGGAAAUGGAAUUGAUCGAGUGUCAGACUUGGGGAACCGAUCCUUGAUGGGUACUUUUUCUGGCGCGAAGGAGUCUGGGUUUGAGGCUCAGCGACAAGAGGCUGUCAUCGAAAGAAAGCUUCAAUUCUCGGCCGAUGGCAAACAUUUCGUUAUCGCCACCCACCUGGGUGACCACUACGCUUAUGUCGAUGUUUGGAACUGCACGUUCCAACAGUGGAAUAUAGUCCCCGAUAGCUCAAAGUCCUUCAAGCUUCCUCCCUGGACGACGAAUGACGGGGACCUGACUGGUGUGUACUACGAUAGCUCUCAUCAUGCGGUUCUGUUGACCGCAUUUUUCGGCAAGGAAUAUCCCUUGUCGUUCUCCAUGACGGACAACAAAAUCACCAACGAUCCGUUCAGUACACGGAUCGUACAUGCAGCACAGUCGCCAUCUGGUUCGAGAUUUGUGAUCGCGAACGGCAUGUGCGAUAUCCAUAUAUGUGAUGCGAAGGCUUCUGGGGGUCUGAAUCGCUCACGGUUGAAAAAGGCCUCGUAUAAGAUGAAUCCUGCAGUAUUUCGGCCCGGGCAACUUGCGCUAGCUUUCCCCCAGGAAUACGAAAUGCUCGCAUUCUGGGUGAAGACAGGCAAGUUGAUGCUGAGGACUGUGCGAAUGCAGGGUGGCAUCGAAAGUGUCAGUGACUAUGACCUGCGGCCCGACUACGAUCGACUGGUAGUGGAAAGACCGCUUGUUGCCGACUUCCAUACACAGCGCAGACGGCAUUCGUUGUUAUCACACGAGCUGGUGGCAGAGAUCGAUGGCCUACCCUCGAUUCCCCGACCAGACCUGCCUGAGCUGUCUUCGACAUAAGAGCGCAUUAAACAAAGGUGGGAAGGACGAUGCACGCUGCCUGUGCUUCAGAUGGUGUCAUUAUCAUUGAUGCGAUCACUAGCGCUGCAGCUGCCCUAUGUAUUUAUGUGUGACGAG